GCCACAUCUCCAGCGUCAUGUUUCUGAAAUUUUCCACUCGCCGUGACGGCAUGUAAACGCAGCACGCUUGGGCAGCUGCCGAGGACGAACAAUAGAGCAGCUCGGAAGAGUUGAUAACCUCGGAGCGGACGGCAGAUGUGGGAAUAGAAACCAAAGCAAGCAGCAACAGCAGCACAAUUUACAUCGUCUUACGGAGCGUGUCACUGGUUUCCAAGCAUGGCAGUGCAUGUGGCUGGACUUGUGGCUGUGGCUGCCUUUUACAUUGUUAUCCUGCUAACUGGGAUAUUGGCAUCACGCAAAUCCAAAAAAGUGGAGAAGAAAUGCACAGGCAAAAAGAGCGAAGUGGCCAUCGUUGGGGGCCGAAACAUAAAUGUCCUGAUUGGCGUUUUUACAAUGACGGCAACAUGGGUUGGAGGAGGUUACAUUAUGGGGACUGCUGAGGCUGUGUACUCACCAGCCCAAGGUCUCGUCUGGGCUUUUGGCCCUCCUGCGUAUCUUAUAAACUUUCUUUUAGGAGGAUUGUUUUUUGCCAAACAAAUGAGGUCAAAACGCUACGUGACCAUGUUGGAUCCAUUUCAGAAUCGCUAUGGCCAGUUUUUCACUACAGCAAUAUUGAUUCCUGCUAUACUUAGUGAUAUUUUGUGGGUUGCCUGCAUCCUGGCUGCUCUAGGGGGGACGAUGAAAAUUAUCCUUGAACUAUCAACUACAAUCUCCAUCUUGAUCUCUGCGGCGGUCUCUAUCAUAUACACUUUUUUAGGUGGCCUCUAUGCUGUUGCGUACACCGAUAUCAUCCAACUAGCCUUCAUUUUUAUUAGUCUGUGGCUCUGUAUUCCCUUUUUGAUUCUCAGUCCUGUGGUGACUGACCUGGCACAAACAGCUCAUUUCAACCAGUCAAGCGGCCACUCAUGGAUAGGAGAAGUGAAGUUUGAAGACUCAGGAAAAUGGACAGAUGACUUUCUAGUGUUGGCUUUAGGAGGACUGGCUUACCAGUCUUUCCACCAAAGGAUCCUUGCAGCAGCCUCCUCAUCCAAGGCACAGGUUACCUGCUUUGCUGCUGCUGGCCUUUCUUUUAUUAUGGGAAUUCCCUCUGUGAUCGUCGGUGCCGUGGCUGCAUCUGCAGACUGGAACCAGACAGAAUAUGGUCUACCCCCACCUUAUGAGCGAGGGGAGGCAGGGAAUGUCCUGCCGCUGGCUCUUUGCUACAUCACACCCACCUGGGUGUCAGUGUUAGGCAUUGGCGCUAUAGCAGCAGCAGUUAUGUCCUCCAUGGACUCAACAUUGCUGUCAUCAGCAUCCAUGUUCACACAAAACAUAUACAAGACGACUUUCAGAAAGCAGGCCUCAGAGAAGGAGCUACAAUGGGUGAUCCGGAUUAGUGUGCUGUUUGUGGGCUUGGCUGGAACCGGCCUGACCUUUAAUAAGAGCAGCAUCCUAGUUCUCUGGCUGCUUGCUGCGGACCUACUCUAUUGUAUUGUGACUCCGCAGCUGUUCUGCGUGGUACACCUUCGCUGUGCCAAUUGCUACGGUGCCAUCGGCGGCUACGUGGUAGCGCUGCUUCUCCGUGUGCUGAGCGGUGAGCCGGAACUCGGCAUUUCGCCCGUCUUGCUCUACCCGGGCUGGAGGGAGAAAGAUGGCGUCAUCAUGCAGUACUUUCCCUUCAGGACUCUAAUAGCGAUCAUAUCUCUGGCGUCUAUUGUUCUCAUGUCCUGGGUGGUCCACCUAGGCUUCACUCGCCAGAUCAUUCCUCGGUCUUUGGAUGUGUUGGAUGCAUUUGAAGAGAUUAUGGAGUCAGAAGAAGAAGAAGAAGAGGAGGAGAGACCAAUUCAAAUUUUCAAUGAGGAAAAGAAGUAUGUUUUUAAUACAGCUUUAUAGGAUUAUGGUUUCCACUAAGCCCUGUUUAUGGGUGUAUUAAUGAACACAUACUUACAUUUUUUUCUAUGCUCUAGUUUGUUCUACAAAGUAUUGAAUAUUAUUGUGACAGGGAUUGCAAAGUUUAGCAGGUUGCUGCUAAUUCAAUAUCAGGAUUGCAGUCAUAAUGUUAAAGCACAUAUUUAACCCAAUCUUUUUUACACAAUGCCAGUUUCGGUAAGAUUUAUUUUAUUAUUACAACUGAUCCAUGUUAUGUGAUUGUAUUCCUAAUCUAAACCGCUUCCGAAACUUGGGCGGGUGUUUUAGUUUCCUAUAAGAACUAUUAAGAGAUUAGACGCCACACUGGUGGUGCUAAGGUUCUACUCUCACUUAUUUAAAGUGUUAAAUGUUUAACAGCAUUUUACUGGCUAUUUCUACAAUUUUUAGGUAGUGUUCUUUAAAAAAUAUUUGUGUUUGCACUUUCUAAGAAUCUGAUAUUUACAAGUUACAACACUGAAAUAAGUUAUUGGCAGUAGAGUGGGAAUGGAGUUCUCCAUGAUUUUGAUUCUGCUGCAAAUAAAGAAUAAUUGACAGCAAUUAUAGUUGUGUCUUGUGUGUUUUUUACCCAGGGGUGAAAGUGGGCCAGAACAGUCAGGAACGCAGUUCCGGUAUAAGAUUCAGGGCUAGAACGUAGUUCCGGUAUAAGAUUCAGGGCCGGAAUGCUGUUCCGGUACACGGUGGUUUGAUUCCGAAAAUAUGACGACAAAUGUCAAAACGCUAUUUAAAAAAAAAAAUAAAAAAAAAUGCUAAGCUGCCUCACGUGCAUUUCAUCUCCAAGAACAAAACAAUCUACCAACAUCAGAUUUACAUACACAAGUGUUAAAAACAAGCUUAAUAAAGUGCUUGUGUAGCGUAAUCCGUUUCCACCAAUAUUUAUUAUUUAUUUUAUUCCACGGACGGCAUGGGGGUUUCCCCAGCUGCUGCAGUUAUCCGAGUCUGACGAUGACGAGUCACAUCCAUGUACGAAUGCACGCAGCAAAGCAAAACGCCUGGUCUCAUUUAUCCGUUCAAUUGGCUGACAUGCUGACAUGUGAUCAGCAUAGAUAGUUAGCUCUGAUUGGUUCAAAUGUGCAUGUUUUCUGGAACAGCAAAAAAAAAAAAAAGUUGAAUUGAUGCGACAAAAAAAGGACAAUGCAACAUAAAAUGGAUCAAAUCUUUAAGAGCAGCGAAAGAGUUGAGGAGGCUUAAUUAUAAUAUAUAGUUUUAUUUGCUCUGAUGGGGAGGUUCAGAACAUCUUAGCUGUCAAUGUACACUUUGGACUAAUAUUUGUUCAUUUAUGUUUGGCUACUUAUUAAUUUCCUUAUGAUUUAAGAAAGUCAAUGUUUGCGCAAUCUUCAAAAUAUAUUCUGUUUCACUCUGCAUAGUAUAAGUUAUUAGGGCCCGAGCACUAAGCGUGCGAAGGCCCUAUUGUUUUGCAAAGGAUUAUUAUUA
Molecule: messenger RNA, 3339 nt
Organism: Corythoichthys intestinalis (scribbled pipefish)
Lineage: Eukaryota; Metazoa; Chordata; Actinopteri; Syngnathiformes; Syngnathidae
Product: high affinity choline transporter 1-like
Exons: 9
Coding region: 217-1872 (551 amino acids)
Biological process (GO): choline transport; acetylcholine biosynthetic process; transmembrane transport
Cellular component (GO): plasma membrane
Molecular function (GO): choline:sodium symporter activity
Source: RefSeq, a predicted model, not a curated record